This is a messenger RNA of Oppiella nova, 2691 nucleotides long. The record is from the annotation of a GenBank genome assembly. Lineage: Eukaryota; Metazoa; Arthropoda; Arachnida; Sarcoptiformes; Oppiidae.
AUGAGUGCCCCCCUGUCCCCCAAUGGAAGCACUACCUCCAGCGUUAUAUCGUCUGAGGAUUCCUCAUCAAACAUAUCCGGCUAUACGGGACCGGGUGUCCGGCAUACGCAACACUAUUCACUGCCAUCACCACAACUGGCCUCCACCUCACAAACCAACCAAUUGGUGGCCAAUCACCUCAACAACAGACAGAUCAAAGUGUGCAGAGUUUGCGGCGAUCGGGCCAAGAGUUAUCACUUUGGCGGCAUAUCGUGCGACAGCUGUAAAGCCUUUUUCCGGCGAAGUGUCCAAAACGACGCCUUCCGUAACUUUCACUGUCCGUACGACAGACACUGCGAUAUCACUAUUAACUCCAGAAAGUCGUGUCAAUUCUGCAGGUUCAACAAAUGUCUGUCCAUCGGUAUGGAGAAGUCAUGGGUGAUGACCGAAGAGGAAAGGAUGCAAAUGCUUAAGAAUCGCAUCGAAAAACGCAAACUCGAUGAGUCGGACGGUAUGUGCGCCCCUCCAGAGGCCAAACAGCACAUCAACAACUAUAGCCCCAACACAUCCAAUGACCGCAAAUACGAUACGAUCACCAAAUACGAGCCAAACAUCACUGAAAUCAACACUUAUUUAACAAAAGAUGAGGUGAAACUAAUCGAGAAUAUAAUGAAUCAAAUCCGGAAGUGUUCGCAAGAAAUCUCAUUCACAAUCAGCGGCGCCGACACGAGCGCAUCCACCGACCAGAGGGCGCCCAUCGAUAUCCUGCAGAUAUUCUUCACGGCUAUCCAACAGUUCGCGCUAUUCGUCCACUCAUUCGUCUCGUUGGCCGCCAUUCCCACCCAAGACAAGCAGGUGCUGCUGAAGGGCGGUGUACUGGAGCUGUGUUUCCUGAGGGGUGCCUUCAGUUACGACAUGAGGGGUAAGCACUGGCGGUACGACGAACAGAGGCCGGCCGGUGUCAUCUACUCCGACGACCUACAGGUCAUGCUCUCGAAAGAUCUGCUCGAAAAACACAUGCAAUUCAUUAAAACGAUUAAACGCUUGCGAAUGGAUGAGCCCACGUAUAUCCUACUCUCCCUGGUCAUACUGCUCACACCCGACAGGGAGGGCCUCACCAGCGCACAGUUAGUGCAAAGGGAACAGGAGAAGUACCUGUUGCUGCUCAAGGCGUACAUGUCGUGGAGGUACGGCCCCCGAGUAUCGGCCCUACUGUACCCCAAAUUGUUACUCAAAUUAGCGGACUUACGGGAGUUGGCAGACGCGCAUACCGACUACGCUCUGUUGUUAGGGCACCGGGAGUUGCAACAAAUACAGCACAAACUCACGGCUCUUAACAUCGGCGCCAGUAAUCGCGUCGACAGCCCAACAACUGACCCCCUGUUAUGCGAUACGCCGGUCAGCGCCAGAGCCGCGCCCCCAAUGACCGGGCAGUCGCCACCGGCAGAAGAACAGAGGCCGGCCGGUGUCAUCUACUCCGACGACCUACAGGUCAUGCUCUCGAAAGAUCUGCUCGAAAAACACAUGCAAUUCAUUAAAACGAUUAAACGCUUGCGAAUGGAUGAGCCCACGUAUAUCUUACUGUCCCUGGUCAUACUGCUCACACCCGACAGGGAGGGCCUCACCAGCGCACAGUUAGUGCAAAGGGAACAGGAGAAGUACCUGUUGCUGCUCAAGGCGUACAUGUCGUGGAGAUACGGCCCCCGAGUAUCGGCCCUACUGUACCCCAAAUUGUUACUCAAAUUAGCGGACUUACGGGAGUUGGCCGACGCGCAUACCGACUACGCUCUGUUGUUAGGGCACCGGGAGUUGCAACAAAUACAGCACAAACUCACAGCUCUUAACAUCGGCGCCAGUAAUCGCGUCGACAGCCCAACAACUGACCCCCUGUUAUGCGAUAACGGCCAGUCGCGGUCUCGGCGCGGGGGUUACUGGCCCGUCAGCGGUGGCCGUCUCACCUGCUAUCCGCUGAGAAGAUGGUAUCAGUCGAUAUCCGCGACCACUCGUGCCAUCGCUUCACACGAUUACACAACUGUUAAGACCUUUUUGGAUGACACCAAAUCAGACACCACUCAACUGAUCGCCAAUGAGUACAAAGAGGUGUCUGAGGCCGAGAACAGUCCGGUGUCUGAAAGGGCUUACCUCUCAUUCGACACCAACUCUGUGGACAGCAGUAAGACAUUGACGGCCAGUCAUAACCCGACGAACAACGAGUGCAACGAAUCGGUUGACAAUAACACCACUAAUGAUGAUAUGAUUGGCAACAAUACCAGUGCUAAGAGUGACACGAUUUUGGACGCGAAAUGCGAGGCCAGGAGUGCGACGACUGGCGGCCGACAGACACCGACUUCGCCGCAGACGUCGCCGGAGCCGCGGAUGAGUCACAGAAGUGGUCACAACUUCUUCACACUUCCGCGACUGUUGUCCGGAAGGCGUAAACGAUCGAAACGAAAGAGUAUUGUGAUGUCGACCGAGUCAUCGGUGGUCACGUCGUCCAUACGCGAGGAACAGUCCCCGGAAACUGAGUCCAUCGGACACGUGUCGGCCCACACGACGGCCACCACUAACUACGGAAGCGAUGGCCGACCGGAAAGUCCUAUUUAUGUGAAGGAGAGCUUCUUCAUGCGACUCAUGAGGCACUUGGCGUCACCCGUUCACGGAGGGGGAGGGGGUGGCGGUCGGCCAGGGGUGCACUCGAACCGCAAUUCCUAC